GCAGAAUUUUUUAUUUAUUUUUUUUAAUCUUGGGAUUUUUACCCAGCACUAUUUCGGAGUAGAGUUUAAGGUGUUAGUUAGUUUUGACCUAUAAACUCCUAAAUGGUUUGGGACCUGGUUACAUGAGAGAUCAUCACUGCUGCUGCAAUCAGUGGAGGUCUUUGAACUAAGCACCAGACUCCCUGCUUUAAAAGAGACGGGCCUGGCUGCAGGGGAUUUUCUGUAUGGAGUCCUCAACUCUGGAAUUCACUAUCCCAUUUGCUCUGUCACAUCCUGAUCUUGCUGAUCUCCAGAGCACACUGCAAGGCUCCUCUCUUUGGCUUCUGAGGACGAGGUCGCUGUGAAAACAGGAAAAGAUGCUGAAGUUUUGGUAUUUUUUCCUCUUGUUACAUUUGCUCAUCCAGCAGCUUGAUGCUAACCCUGGGCUCAAAGUGAGGAUCACACAGAAAGGGCUGGACUAUGGCAAGGAGAUCGGGCUGGAGAUCCUGAAGCAAAGAAUAAAAGAAGAAAGCUUCCCAGAUUGGAGUGGCCGGGAGAAAUCUGGAGUUGGCGAUGUGGACUACACAAUUUCAGGGGUAAAAAUUAACACCAUUGAAUUCCCAGAUGCUUCGGUAUCCCUCAUACCCGGGAUUGGGAUUAAACUAUCAACUCAACGUGCUUACGCAACCAUCAGUGUGAACUGGAGCAUCAGGACCUGGUUGUUCAAAGACAGCGGAAGUGGUACUGUGUCCAUUUCAGGAGUAUUUAUUACAUCAGUCUUUACCAUGUCACAAGAUAGCACAGGUCACCCAUCAAUGUCACUGGACAGCUGCCAGAUGAGUAUUAGGGGUGUGGAAGUCAAGCUGAAUGGAACAAUCAGCUGGCUCUAUAAAUUCUUUACUAAAUACCUGGAGAAGCCCAUUCAAAGGAGCUUGGAUACACAUUCAUGUCCAAACAUCAGACAAGGGAUCCAGCAGAUCGAUGCACAGCUCAGAACACUUCAGGUCCCAACCCAGAUCGAUGCUUUUGCCCAAAUAGACUACUCCCUAAUUAACUCUCCAGGAGUCUUCCAAUCAUACAUUGAUCUGGACUUAAAGGGCGCAAUCUAUCCGGUUGGAAAUUGGACUGACCUUGCCUUUGUACCAGCUCCCUUCAUUCUCCCAGACAAAAGUGAUUCCAUGCUUUACUUUGGCAUCUCUGAGUAUUUCUUUAAGUCUGCCUCGCUGGCUUAUUACACAGCAGGGGCCUUCAACAUCACCAUCAUAGAAGAGCUUUCCAGUUAUUUUAAUGUAACAACAGAGACAUUUGGUAGCAUCAUUCCUGAGAUUGCCGAGUAUUAUGUAGAAGCACGGCCUGCAAUGUUGAACCUGAGGGCUGCUGCUGCACCUGUGGUCAGUUUACAGACAGACACCUUUACUCUAGAGAUCUGUGCCUCCAUGGAGGUGCUUGCUGUCCUGCCAGACUCAACCACUCAAUCCAUCUUUACAGUUAACAUAAUAGCGAACACCAGUGCCAGUCUGACUAUAUUUGAACAGAAGCUGAUUGGCUCAUUAUGUCUGAACAGAUUCCAUCUCUUCCUGGCCGACUCCACUGUUGGGUUCUUUGAGGUCUCACUUUUGGAGAAUUUCCUGUCUUACGUUUUACGGAAUGGAGUAAUCCCAGCAGCCAAUGCUAAACUGAAGAAAGGAUUCCCUCUUCCUAACCUGGACCAAAUUACCCUCCUCAGACCUGUUGUUAAAGUUAACGAGGGUUAUCUGCUGAUUUCCACUGACAUUGACUACAAACUCUAAGGAAGGAGAGCUCAUUUGAAUGAUCAGGAAGUUCCCAACCAACAACAUGACCCUGAAGGCUGAACACUGUCCCUUUGGUUUUAAAUUUCAAAAUUCUGGAAAUGAGCAAAGUCUUUGCACUUUUGCUCUGAUUUCGGCAAAAAGCCAAAAAGAAAGAGGGAAUUGACUUGUGGAAUAUUUAUAGCAUGUAUCCAGCAGAGAACCAUGUAAAAACAUAUUACAGUGUGUGUUUUUGUGGUUACGUAGAGGAAGCAUUUGUUACCUAGGAGUUUGUAGGUGCUGCAAAAGUUAUGUUUUUAAAGGUCAAAGUCUUUCUGUUUAAGUAAAGCCUUUUCUAUAUACUUCAUGGGAAGCUCAGUAUUCUUUAGAAAAAAGGAAGGAUGUAUGCCACCAAACUGCAAACACAGCUAUC
Mauremys mutica (yellowpond turtle) is the source of this 2181-nucleotide messenger RNA. It is a transcript of the gene BPIFC, whose product is annotated as BPI fold containing family C. Gene Ontology annotation, molecular function: lipid binding. The coding region runs from base 357 to 1769 and encodes 470 amino acids. The record is from RefSeq and is a predicted model, not a curated record. The transcript has 16 exons. Lineage: Eukaryota; Metazoa; Chordata; Testudines; Geoemydidae.